AUGCAAGACAUCCCAGACAGGAUAGAACUGACCGGGCACGCAGAUGAAUCCACGAUAUCCGCAAUGGCGGACACCAUCAAGCAGGGGUACCCAGACACACCCCUGAGGCUGGGCUUGACAAUCCCUGGCACUCUGCAUGUGGAGAAAUCACCCAGUCAAAUUGAUUCUGCCAACGCACUGGACAGUUUCAAAGUCAACUCCCUUGGUCCAUUGCUUCUCAUGAAACACCUGUCGCAAUUUGUCCCACUCAAGACUGCACCGGCGUUUGCAACGCAGUCCGAUACAACAGACUCCCGAAACCCCUUGCCACUGCCAUCACAUGCCAUCUAUGCCAUGAUGGCAGCUCGCGUGGGCUCGAUCUCCGACAACGCUGCGGGCGGGUGGUAUUCAUACCGCGCGAGUAAAGCAGCGGUGUUCCAGUUGGCCAAAUCAUAUGAUCUAUACCUGCGGACAAAAAGUGCGGAGAGGGCGAUUGCAGUGGCGCUGCAUCCGGGGACUGUUCGGACGGAGUUCACGAAGGAUUUCUGGGGAGGAAGGGAUAUGCUGGAGCCGGCCGACGCAGCUGGAAGGUUACUGGAAGUUCUCGUCGGGUUCUCGUCGGGGGCGAAGGAAGGGAGAGGACGGUGUUGGGACUGGAAGGGCGAGGAGGUUUUGCCUUGA
Penicillium brevicompactum is the source of this 660-nucleotide messenger RNA. RefSeq lists its product as uncharacterized. Lineage: Eukaryota; Fungi; Ascomycota; Eurotiomycetes; Eurotiales; Aspergillaceae. The transcript has a single exon. The record is from RefSeq and is a predicted model, not a curated record. Bases 1 to 660 code for a protein of 219 amino acids.